This is a messenger RNA of Alnus glutinosa, 1371 nucleotides long. RefSeq names its product probable aldo-keto reductase 2. Lineage: Eukaryota; Viridiplantae; Streptophyta; Magnoliopsida; Fagales; Betulaceae. Bases 186 to 1220 code for a protein of 344 amino acids. The record is from RefSeq and is a predicted model, not a curated record. The transcript has 5 exons. Gene Ontology annotation, cellular component: cytoplasm.
UGUGAUUACGAUAUAGGGAUCGGAAGUCUUCGCCAAUUGCCGGCUCCUGCUUCUAUUUAUCCCUCGUUUCGCCAACUACUCUCUCGUAUACCUUUCGCAAGAGCCUUUUUUAUUAGCAGGUGGUAGUGGUAGUGGUAGUGGUAGUGGUAGUGGUAGUAGCAGCUGUUGUUUGUAGAAAGGAAGAAAUGGAGGCCGGAAGAGUGGGGAGGAUAAAGCUGGGUUCACAGGGCUUGGAGGUGUCAGCACAGGGCCUCGGCUGCAUGGGCAUGUCCGCCGCCUUCUAUGGCCUUCCCAAGCCCGAAGAAGACAUGAUCGCUCUCAUCCACCAUGCCGUCCACUCCGGCGUCACCUUCCUCGACACCUCCGAUAUCUACGGCCCCUUCACCAAUGAAAUCCUUCUCGGAAAGGCUUUGAAGGGAGGGGUGAGAGAGAAGGUGGAAUUGGCAACUAAGUUCGGAAUUAGCUAUGCGGACGGUAAGUGGGAGACACGUGGCGAUCCGACAUAUGUAAGAGCGGCCUGUGAGGCCAGCUUGAAGCGCCUCCAAUUGGAUUGCAUCGAUCUCUACUACCAGCACCGCGUCGACACCAGCCUUCCCAUCGAAGUCACGAUUGGGGAACUGAAGAAACUAGUUGAAGAAGGUAAAAUCAAGUACAUUGGUAUGUCCGAGGCCUCUGCUUCGACCAUCAGAAGAGCGCAUGCAGUUCAUCCAAUUACAGCUGUGCAGCUUGAGUGGUCUUUGUGGUCUAGAGAUGUCGAGGAAGAAAUUAUUCCUACUUGCAGGGAACUGGGCAUUGGGAUUGUUGCAUACAGUCCUCUAGCGCGAGGAUUCUUUUCGUCAGGGAUUAAGGCUGUUGAAAAGAUUAUGAACAAUCAGUUGCUGUUGAUACCAAGAUUCCAUCCUGAAAAUAUUGAGCAUAACAAAACCAUAUUUGAGCGUGUUAAUGAAAUGGCAACGAGGAAGGGAUGCACCCCAUCACAGCUAGCACUGGCCUGGGUUCAUCACCAAGGGAAUGACGUGUGUCCCAUUCCAGGAACCACCAAGAUUGAAAACUUCAAUCAAAACAUUGGAGCUCUGUCUGUCAAACUCACACCAGAAGAAAUGGCUGAACUUGAAUCGUUUGCUUCAGAGGACGUUGUUAAGGGUGAUAGAUAUUCUAGUGGAAUUGCGACUUGGAAGACUUCUGAAACUCCACCGCUUUCUUCAUGGAAAGCUGCUUAAGCACAACUGGCUUUCUGCUGUAGUGUCUCAAUAACUUUAUUAAUAUUAUAACUGAAGUGCGUUGUGUACGUUCAAGAACUGUGCUCGGAAUAGUUUAUGUUCUAUUAGAAUGUUAUUUUUAAUGAAGAUCAGGUUUGGUUCAGUUAUCAAA